Messenger RNA from Lolium perenne, 762 nucleotides. RefSeq lists its product as uncharacterized. Lineage: Eukaryota; Viridiplantae; Streptophyta; Magnoliopsida; Poales; Poaceae. The record is from RefSeq and is a predicted model, not a curated record.
ACUCUGUCACCAGCCCCAUUCCCUUCCCUCCCCUUCCCAAGAAAGUCAUUCAGUAGGAAGUAGCCAACAAGUCCCGCUGCUGAACCAAAGGACUCCUCACCUGAAAAUGGCGUUCAGAAGCUCCAGCUGUCCUCCUCACCCAGCUUCUUCCCCCAUGUCCAGCGUCGGCCCAAGAUUCGGCGCAAGGAAGCCAGCGGCAGGCUUGAGCUUCAGAACCUCUGCAGCCCAUGACUGCAACCCAUCAUCAUCACGCCUGUCCUUCGCUGCAGAAACCAGCAACAAGGUGUUCGAGGACCAGGUGAGAGGGAUCGUGUGCUACAGGGAUGACAAGGGGGAGCUCGUCUGCGAGGGUUACGAUGAAGGCCCGAGGCUCGGAAUGCGGCUGCCGGAGAAGGCAUGCUUCCCAUGGCCUGUGGGGGUUCAGGUCACCGAUUUCAUCCACCUCGCGACGCUCCGGGUGUUUGAAGACGGCGCCGACGAUGACGUUCUUAGGCCCAAGAAUGGCAAGAACUGGCAGCUCUGAAUCGAUCAAGGGAUCACUGAUCAAGUAAGAUCAAUAAGUGGAAAAAACUAAUAACUAGAGCACGGAGCAUGUGUGAAACUUUAAAAUGUCCGGCGUAGCUACCACAGUACUACUGUAUUCUGCAAAUAGACAAAUUACUUUUGUUUUCGUUGUAGCACUGUGCUAGAAUCACUUGUAAGACGACGAGGAUGAUGAUAUUGUUAUGUUAUAUAGAAAUGGUUCAGAAGGGAUUCUGAAAA